UUUUCACAUUCCAGCUACGGUCCCACUUUCGUGUUCUCUCCCAGUUUGUGACGUGUCUGCGGUGAAUAUUUUAAAAAUCGCUAUUAUCCUUAAGUUACCCGACAAAUAACACGAGAAAGAGCAACAUGGUGGAGCUGUCAAGCGUAAUAUCCAAGUUCUACAACGACUACGUGCAGAACACGCCCAAAAAACUGAAGCUGGUGGACAUCUACCUGGGCUACAUUCUGCUGACCGGCAUCAUCCAGUUUGUUUACUGCUGCCUUGUGGGCACCUUUCCGUUCAACUCCUUCCUGUCGGGCUUUAUCAGUACCGUCAGUUGCUUCGUCUUGGCUGUCUGCCUACGCCUGCAGGCCAAUCCUCAGAACAAGACUGUGUUCGCCGGUAUCUCUCCGGAACGCGGUUUCGCCGAUUUUAUCUUCGCCCAUGUAAUCCUACAUUUGGUUGUAAUGAACUUCAUCGGUUAACCAUGCUAUGUAUAAUGCGACUCGGAUAUAUUAAUAAUAAAAUGUAUUUCUAAUAGUA
Drosophila ficusphila is the source of this 522-nucleotide messenger RNA. It is a transcript of the gene Dad1, whose product is annotated as dolichyl-diphosphooligosaccharide--protein glycosyltransferase subunit DAD1. Gene Ontology annotation, biological process: protein N-linked glycosylation. The transcript has a single exon. The record is from RefSeq and is a predicted model, not a curated record. The coding region runs from base 126 to 464 and encodes 112 amino acids. NCBI's taxonomy places the organism in Eukaryota, Metazoa, Arthropoda, Insecta, Diptera, Drosophilidae. Gene Ontology annotation, cellular component: oligosaccharyltransferase complex; membrane.